UAACACAAUUCUUGGAGAAGAGGGAUCAUACCAGCAAACAUUCGCAAUUGAAAAAUAAUUUAUAACACUUUGGUCAAUAUGGCAAAACCUAAAGAAAAAGAGCCCGUGGACAUAGUUCACCAGAAUGCUAUUCAUGUCGAGACAAUAACGAAGGAGCUGAGAACCCAGAAGCUUUACACGGAGUUUAACAUCAACCCCUUAAAGAAACUGCACAUUUUGACUGACAAACCCAUGUCCAACAUCACCUACAGAAAGGAAGAGGAAGACUCUGCUUUCCUCCAGGCCAUACACGGGGCCCGCCUGGAGCCAACAAAGAAGUACUCUCACCCUCAGACUGAAGCACAAGAGAUAGGAUGGAUAUCCACCCCUUUACUUGUCUCAGAUCGCAGUGACAGAAGAUUAAACUUUCCACGGCAGAACUCUGAAAUCACUAAAUACAUGGAUGCUGCCUGGCGGUUGAAGGAGCAGACAAAAAAUUUGGGAUGACACGACAGUUUAGGCUAUAUUUUCCUGAUGCCAUAGGAAUAAUGCAGAUAAACAAGUCUGAAUACAUCUGUGAGCACUGCAAAGUGAGCAUCCUAUGUCAUCACAAUAAACACUAAAUGUACAAAUA
Molecule: messenger RNA, 613 nt
Organism: Pimephales promelas (fathead minnow)
Lineage: Eukaryota; Metazoa; Chordata; Actinopteri; Cypriniformes; Leuciscidae
Gene: cfap144
Product: cilia and flagella associated protein 144
Cellular component (GO): ciliary base
Source: RefSeq, a predicted model, not a curated record